Molecule: messenger RNA, 5049 nt
Organism: Vespula pensylvanica (western yellowjacket)
Lineage: Eukaryota; Metazoa; Arthropoda; Insecta; Hymenoptera; Vespidae
Product: thyroid receptor-interacting protein 6
Exons: 7
Coding region: 805-1707 (300 amino acids)
Source: RefSeq, a predicted model, not a curated record
CUGGCAUCGUGCGGAGUCAUGUGUAUUUAUUCUCUUCUUUCUUGCUAUUUACCACGAAUUGUUUAGUAUAAAUGUGAUUCGUAUAUACUCGUAUCUCCUUCGUCGAAUACAUAUACGUACAUGUUAAAAUAUAUAUGUAUAUAUAUAUACAAAGAUGAACGUGAUCACUCGUAGAUUAAUCGAUCUAACUUAAGAGAUCGUAAAUACCAUUGGCUUUUGUUUUCUGGGAUCAAUGUUGUUCUUUUCGUUCUAUGUUUGAAAUUGAAAAAAUUUAUAAGUCGUAUUUUUCGAAAGCUUCGUAAAAAAGGCGGGCUCCUUCGUCCGAAGCGUGCCGGUGAUUGGUUGCAAUCGACCACGUGCUCUCAUAGCGUGUCGUCAUAAGUGGUGUAUUGUGAAAAGGACUAAUAUAAAACAGAAAGACGCAGAAGAAUUUAAACGAAUAGGGAAAAACGAUCGAACGUUUAAGGACGACGUGUCAUAAGGAACUCUGGAUCUUUCAAGUCGGCAAGUCUCCAGCCAAAACGAAAGGAUCUUCUAAGCUGAUGUGUAAGAUUCAUGGUUAAUCCAAGAGAACCGGAAGAAGAGAACCGGUUUCCGUAUAGUCGGACCUCAAUAAGGUCCGCGAAGGGGUUAGUGGGAGCAAGAUAAAAGAAGAAACGGGAGUUAGAGCGAGAAAGCAAGAGAGAGAGAGAGAGAGUGAGAGGUAGGACCCAAAAGCUUUUGUUUUUCGUCGUGACAAGCUGUCGGUGGGCUCCUUGGGCCCACCUCUCAUCGGUCAAGCUGGCGAGCGCUCUAACCGCUGGUAUGAACCCCCACCACCCGGGCCACCCCGCAGCCUACCCCCACCACUCGUCUUUGUCAAGCAGUCCACAUCAUACAGGGCCCGGUGGGCCUCACCACGGCUAUGGAGCGAACGGUGGCGGCGGAGGAGGUGGUGGUGGCGGUGGUGGAGGCACCACAACAACCCCGGACCUACCAAGUCCCCAUUCGCCACCCCAUGGAGUUUCCACGGAUCCGGCUACUCCGUAUGGCUCUCUACAGGCUGGACAAGGUAUGGGCGCCAAUGGACAUCACCAUGGAGCCGGUAGUAUGAUGACCGACCAUCCGCACCAUCCGGGACAUCCCCAUCCCCAUCUACCAGGUCAUCCUGCUUACCCACCGGUCAAUCACAAUAACAACUGUACGCUUAAGCAAGAAGGCGGUCCAAGUGCACCAACGAGCACUCAGUUAUGCGCGGGUUGUGGCGGUCAGAUAGUCGAAAGAUGGCUGUUACUCGCGAUGGAUCGCUAUUGGCAUAAUGGCUGUUUGAAGUGCACAUACUGUAAUGCGGCUCUAGCGGAAAUCGGCCACUCGUGCUACACCAGAAGCGGCAUGAUCCUCUGCAAGAACGACUACAGAAGAAUAUUUGGCAGCAGUGGUGCCUGUGCAGGUUGUGGCAAUCCGAUACCUGCCAAUGAAAUGGUCAUGAGGACGGGUGGAUCGGUGUUUCACCUAAAGUGUUUCACCUGCAGCAAAUGCGGUGGACAGCUUGUUUCGGGCGACAGGUACUAUCUUCUAUCAGGUUCACCGGUUUGUGAAACGGAUUGGCACAAGAUACUGAAAUCAUCGAGCGUCGCCGCAGCGACUGCGGCAGCAGCAGCAGCAGGAAACGGGGGUGCACCGGUGAGGAAAGGUAAGGUCGGUCGGCCUCGAAGGAGCCGCGAAUGAGGCGGCAACCCGGUCGGUCGCCCGAAGAAGGUUCAACCCUCUCCACAAGCGACGCCCGUUGUCGUACCAACGCAGGUCGACGUUGCGGACGUUGCCGUAGGAGGGGAUCCCUAUUCGCCGCCUCCGCCGGGUCAUCAGCACUAUCACCAUCAUCAUCACCACCAUCAUCACGAACAUCAUCAGAUGGGCCUUGUGCAUCCGGGUCUGGCGGCUCAGCAAACGACGCACAUGCAACAGCCAUCGUCCGGCAGCUAUCAGGAUUGGCCGCCGUGGGCACAGGAUCCUUGUGACUGAAUAGACCCCUCCGACCUGGUACUCUGCCAGGUCUGUGCCCACCAUGCGUCUCUCUCUCGAAGAUCACGUCCUCCUCUCUCAUUGCAAGAAAAUUUCAUCAGAAAAGAUGACGUGAUUCGUGAUCGCAUCGGGAGAAUGUGCGUUGUGCGACGAGUGAGAACCAACCAUACGUAUGUAUGUAUCGUUCGAUCGUCGUGAGUGCGUCAAAAACGAAAUUGUACCGGCUGCCAUCUUGCUUUUUCGUUCGAUCUCCCGAAAAAAGUAGAAACGCCAAACUUUCGAGCACGCGCGGAGGACGAGUCGCCGUCGAUUUUUCUCUUCGCUCAACACGUCUGCUUUCUUAUCUUCUUUAUUCUCCUUCAAUCGAUGUUCGGUACGUGUACGAGGCAAAAGGAUGCUCUUUCCUUUUCGAUCUAAGCUUUCAAGUUAUGUUUCUCCGAGAAAUCGAAACGCACAGAACAGACGACAGAGAAUUCUCAAAGAAAGAUGCACGAUGAACGUCAAUAAAGAAACUUGGACGAUUCAAACGAGCGACCCAUUUCAGAUACCUCGACUCUUAGAAAAUUAUUUUUCUUUCAAAAUUAUCAGUCCUUUCGUCUCGCCGAGCAGCACGUUCCGUAAACUCGUUAAGCGUUCCUUGUUCCCGUGAUCGUUAAUGGUGUCUCUCGCUGCAAGGUGAAACCCCGUACCAACGUUAAGACUCUUAAACGAUUGAAACCGUCAUUUUAAUCUUCCUCGAUGGUUUCUACGUUGUCUUGCUUCUCGUCAUUUUCUCUCUCUCUCUCUCUCUCUCUCUUUCUCUUUUUCUUCUCUCUCUCUUUUUCUCUCUCUCUCUCUCUCUCUCUCUCUCUCUCUAUUUUUGUUUCUCUUAUUCAUAAUAAUCGAACGGAACUCAUUCGCGUCGCGCGUGGAAAGUAUUCGACAAAGAGAUUAUCAAUUGAAUACAUUGAACGAGAAAUGCACAAGUGGUACACUACAUUCAUAGUGGUUAUAUAGUCGCGAGUUUCUCAAGAAGCCGAAGUACGUAUCUUCUACGCGUGGUUACAUUGGCGAUAAGUAGGAACGCUUUCUUUUACAGCCAAUUGCUGCCUUCGAAUAACGGCUGUGAAUGUAGAAAGAUGUAAAUCUAUGAUUCCCUUCUUCCCUCGUAUGAAUCCUGUUCAAGUCUUGCGUGUGCAGAGAAAGAGGGGAAGAAAGAGAGAGAGAGAGAGAGAAAGAGAGAGAUAGAAGUAAAAAGAUGGGGUCAUGCAUGGAGCAAUUGGAAAUUUGCAUCAGCAUCGAUCUAUGACACUUGCGAACUUUCGUAUAUUUCUUCGAUCGCUGAAAUACAAAAAGAAACGAACAUCGUUUUUAUUUUCUAUCGAAGAGACAUCGACGAUUUUGUGAUCGCGCACAUUUUAGAAAGUCGAAUUGAACGACGAGGCGCAAGAGCAAGACAUGCACUACAUCAACAAACUUUUUUCAAGCGACAGGGUUACGAUCAUCCGCAAUAAAUGUAACAUAAAUGUAUAAUCUUAUAACACGUUGCGAUAUAAUCUAUAAACCGCACGUAGCCAAUGUCGUUUCUCGAAUGUUGGACAGGCUUUUAUCCCUUCCACUUCUGUUUUACGUGAAGAACAGGCAAGGGAAAAGCUAAAGCGACACUGACGAUGAGCCAAUUCGAAGCUCGAUAUCGAAACUAAAGACACAAGUUUUUGAUGUAAACUGUACCAUAAUGAAAGGAUACAAAAAAAAUCACCUCGAUCGUUAUACGUUUACUCGUUCCGUUAUUAGCGAACUUUUGUCUCAAGAGCUCUGCGUACUUAAAACAAAAAAUAUUAAGGGCUCGUAGGUAGGACUUUUGAAGAAAGCGACGCGGCAAUCUUAGGAGCGAAAGAGAGAGAGAGAGAGAGAGAGAUUGAAAGAAAAAACAAAAUAACAAUUGUCCUGCGCGUGAAUCUAACGACCGAUCUUGAGACCAAGCAAUGCACUUUUUUCUGUUAGUAUGUCAUCGGUUGUUGGAUCUCAACUUCUAAUCACACGACACUCAACAAAUUGUUUCGUGAAAAGAGAGAGAGAGAGAGAGAGAGAGAGAGAGAGAGAGAGAGAGAGAGAGAGAAAGGGAGAGAGUGCGAAAAAAAAUAGAGAGGAAGAAGUGCCGCGCCGAUGGGUCGUGUAAUUUAAUCUUGUACAUAGGGUACCAUUUUGUAUAUUGUUAAAAGUUUGUGUGAUAUAAAUGGUUAUGUAUUUACUAUUGACAAAAAAAUAAGCGGCGACGGGUCCACCGCGCGAAUCCAACGAGCAAUCGUCCGCGCGAUGACGUGCCAUUGAUUUUUUUUAAUGUCGCCAAACGACGUAUCUCACGACAUGUAUUUUCCUUUCCUCUUAGUUUUUCUGCCCUCUUUCAACUUAUUUUGUCCUUCCUUAAUUUUCUCUGAUCAUAAUUAUCUAUUCGAAAUGUUAUUUCUUACGCUUAAUUAUUAUUUCGACGAAUUCUACUUUGUUCUAUUUAUCGAUAGCUAUUUAAGCGUCCCGCGGAUCGAUCGUCUGUUUCGCGCGCUCUUUUGACUCGUACGUCCGCGUUUUAAAAAGACAGCAAUAAGAAAAGGUUCGAAAUGGUCCAGAAGGGUCGAUAUCCUCUCGACUUCUGGAAUAAAUAAUGCUCGAACUGCAUCCUCGACUUCUGGAAUAAAUAAUAAUAAUAAUCAUUAUUAUUAUUAUUACUAUCAUCGAUAAUGGGCGUUCUUGGAUCUCGAGGCAAUGUGUGUAAAUAUAAAGGAAACGGGGGACGCGCGCCGCAAUUUCCAAAAAUAGAAUGACGUUGGAACUUCGACGGGACACGUCCUCGGUUUUUCUUCGGCGAACGCGCGCACAGAUCGGCGACGAUCUUUGGCGUUUAGUUAAUUUUGUUAUUUGAUUUAUCUCGAUUUUUUCUUAAAAACCGGGACCGAACAUCUUUAAUGCGGUUUCGCAAGCCUCUUGUAAAAUACUAUUACACGGAAAGACUCGGACACACACAUACGAACACGUUUAUUAAUUAAUAAAAAUACAACUUUUUAGAAAAAUGUA